AUGGUGGAGAAGAACAUUACCCCUAUGCCAUUUAUUGGGCUUUACGUAGCAGCCGCUUCUCUGCUCUGUUACUCUGCAAUGAUCUUUAACUCAUUUUUUACGUUUUCAAGUUACCCCUUCUCAUCACCAGUCAAGUUUUUCGGUCUGAAUGCAACUUGGCUGACACUUUUAACUGUGGCUACCAAGCUCACUGGCGACCUCACAUCUCCCAUGUGGUCUCCCCUAGAUAACCUGACAAAAAUCAGUAGCACGGUUUUCUUAACUGUGGCCAUGGGUCAAUUUCUCACCUCACUGGGCUCUAUGAAUGGCACGGAUAUGCAAACCAAUCUCACGGCUUUGAGCAUAUUGGUAUUCACCGUCCUUGUGGAUUUAUGUAUCCAACUUGGAACCGGUGUACUUGAUUUCUCAUUAUUCCCAGAAAUCAUCUUCUCUCUUGUUUUGUUGUUCGGCAUGUUCAUAGCAAUUGUGUGUUCAGCUCUAGCACUUCCAGCAAUUAAGAAACGCGUGGAAUCAAAGUAUCAGACACUAGUGAAACAGAUGGAAGCAGCAGCGGGGGGACAACAGUCACUUGUUAGAGUUGAAGAGCUGAGAUUGAGCAUUACAAAGUGUUGGGUGAUGGCAGUAUCUGGUAACCCUCAAUUUCUGAUCACAAGGUUGGCCUCUUUCGUUUUUAUGAAUAUCAUCUCCCUGUGUUCUUCACUUGUUCUCUUUCAAGGAUUAACUAGAAGGAAUACUACUAGUACCCAUUUCUACUGGAAAACUAUUUGUCAUAAUAAGCAAUCUGAUUAUAAGUGGUCCGUCCUAUUUAUUAUAUCUUUUCAAUUUUGUGUCACUAUGGGGCCUGUCAUCGUAGAUACAAUCUUAUUGACUACUCUCAUGAGUUAUAAGUUUGAGGACAAUGGGAUCAAAAUCUCCAGAAAAGAAUUCACAGUUGAGCCCUAUUGGACUGAAAAUCUAGUAGAAUGGAGACAAAGUUCAAUACGUAUGAGAAUUCUAAGAGACAACCUGGUCACAAAGCUUCUCCAAGAUACAAAAAGUUUGAUCUUCACUUUCUGCAUGUUACUUCAGACUCUAGUUGUCAUAUUUAUUAAGUUUUGUGGUAUUGUUUAUUUCUACGUUGGGCUUCCAUUAAUAUUUUUAGUUAAUUUUUUAUUGAAACAAUUGUCACCUGCGCAUGAAGUUUCAAAUGACCAAAUGAGAGAAGAGAUAGAUCUCAGCCACUUUGUGAUACUUCUUGAAGGAGAAAAACAAUUGCCAAAAUCAUUAUUGAGGAAAAUUGUUGGUAGGUUGUGUAAUCAUAUUGAGGGGGGAAAGAAUCAACAACCACUUAAUCUACUCAAUCUUCUCAAACAAAGUUUCUUUUAUAAAUGUGCAAUACAAUUUGAUAGCAGCCAAGUUUCAAGUCUAUUAUCAGAAGAACCUCCUAACUGUUGGACACUUCCAGUGAUGACACUCACAACCAUAGCCGUUGCACUUCCAAACAUUGCAAAUCAACAUGUUGAUGAGCUGAUAAGAAGUGUUGAUGAAGGCCUCCAAUAUGCAAGCUAUAUAGAUGUGCUGGACGAGAAGCAUGUGCAGAAAUGCAUUAAAAGUGCUGCAAGUGUUGCGUGGAUGGGAGUUAAGCUUCAUAAGAAGUGGUUGGACGUGGAUCUUGGGGAUACAAUUAGGGAAGUUCAUUCUACUAGGGAGGUUAUUCAACGUCUUGCUGAUGAAGCUGAAAGGAUUGUCAAAGAGUUUAGUUCAACAGGAAGCCAAAACUUUGUGAACAAUCCUCUCUACUGGCCAGCAAAUGUUUUAGCUGCUAAUUCAAUGUACAGAAUCAGUCGAACAAUUCUGUUAUACUAUGGGAAUGGUGAGUACCAAGCUGAAGAGUUGUUUAGGAAAUUAAUUUGCAUGAUUGCAAACAUAUUGGUAGCUUGUCUUAUAAAUUUGCCGCACCUGAUAGCUACGAAGUGGAUAAACAAUGCGCUUGAGGAAAGGUUCAAAAGUAUUUGUAAUGCAGCUAUCCUUUUCGGAGAAACUGAAGAUAUUCUGAAGUUAUUUGAAGAGCGGCAACUUUUAGGCAUUGGUCCAAGUCAGCCAUUAUGCAUUGAUGAAUGGCUUAGAUGGAUGGAGAGUGAGACUCAAGAUCCAACAACUUCAACUUCUACGACAAACAGUGGAACCUCCUCUGUUGUUGAGUCCAAUGAUGAGCUUGUGAUUGUUCCAAUGUAA
Ipomoea triloba (trilobed morning glory) is the source of this 2214-nucleotide messenger RNA. RefSeq lists its product as uncharacterized. The transcript has a single exon. The record is from RefSeq and is a predicted model, not a curated record. The coding region runs from base 1 to 2214 and encodes 737 amino acids. Lineage: Eukaryota; Viridiplantae; Streptophyta; Magnoliopsida; Solanales; Convolvulaceae.